GCUUGGGAGGAAGAUACGGGUCAGUGGGGCGAAGUAACGGGAUUUUCAGCGUAAAUUGUUUACGGUGGUGAAGUUAUUGGUCGGUAAAUGUCAAUGUAAAAUAGCGAGCAGUUAGCUUAUCUCCGGGGUCCCUAGGAACAGCCGAGAGAACAAAAAACCCACCACGCCGACUAGAGAGUAUUGUUAAUGCCAGCUAACUCCAGAGUAGGAGGGAUGUAGCUGCGCUCGUUCAGCUGCGGCUUCACAGGUGACAUGCUAUUUAAUUAAUGUUUAAUAGCCGCACAGCUAGCACCAGGCGGGCUAGCCGGGCUCUUUCUCUGGUUUCCUAAUACGCGACGACUCGCCUUGGGUUAAAGAGAAGACGCCCUCAUUCUCGGCCACCUCCAUCCUCCAUCAUCGCACGCAGCGCCCCGAUGCCUAACACAUCAGAAGGUCAAGCAGCGAAUCUCCCCCGGCCCGCGGAGCAUUCGGAGCUGCAGAGGCCCGCGGAGAGGGAGGAGGAGGACCAUGGGCUGAUCAGCUCUCUCGCCCGGGACGCCGCGAGGCUGAGGCGGGCUUCGAGUGCUGAGCUUCACCUGCAGUGGACCUGCCCGGUCACACACUCCCGGGAAAAGUUCUACACGGUCUGCUCCGACUACGCUUUGCUCAACCAGGCGGCCUCCGUGUACUGCUGUCCGCCGAAGGUGACCAGGAACAAGCAGGAGGACGGGGCCCCGCACGGGAAGCCCAAAGCCUCCUCGGACUUCAGCGGCGGUCACAUUGGAGGGGGUCCUGUGGGGUCGGACGGGGACUGCGACGUGGAUGAGCUGUCCUCCGGCCACGCUAAGCCUCUUCUAGCCUGGGAGAUUGACACAGCGGACUUUAAUACAGUAUUCACUAGGAAAAUAAGAACCAGCAAUGGGAAGAAAUGCAGCUCUAAGAAGAUGAGGGCUUCAGACAGACCCAGCAGGAAUCUGCAGGAUGUCCCUGUUCUUGCAUCCCUGGAGGAGAUCAAACAGAGGAAAGUGCUGGACCUCAGAAGAUGGUACUGCAUCAGCCGGCCGCAGUACAAGACGUCUUGUGGCAUCUCCUCUCUGGUGUCCUGUUGGAACUUCCUGUACAGCACUCUGGGUGCAGGAAGCCUGUCGCCCAUCUCUCAGGAGGAGGCGCUGCACAUUCUGGGCUUCCAGCCGCCUUUCGAAGACAUCAAGUUUGGCCCUUUCACCGGCAAUGCCACGUUGAUGCGGUGGUUCAGGCAACUCAACGACAAUUUCCGAGUGCGAGGUUGCUCCUACAUUUUGUACAAGCCUCACGGUAAACACAAGACGGCUGGAGAAACGGCUGAAGGUGCGCUGAUGAAGCUGACCCAAGGCUUGAAGGAUGAGUCCAUGGCCUACAUUUACCACUGUCAGAACCAUUACUUCUGCCCAGUGGGCUUCGAGGCUACGCCACUGAAAGCAGCAAAGGCCUACAGGGGUCCUCUGCUCACAAAUGAAAUGGAGCACUGGAUCUUAAUCGGCGAGCCCAGUAGGAAACAUCCAGCGAUCCACUGUAAAAAAUGGAUGGACAUCGUGACCGACCUCAACACGCAGAAUCCAGAGUACCUGGACAUCCGUCAUACAGAGAGGGGACUGCAGCGCCGCAAGACCAAAAAGGUGGGCGGCAACCUGCACUGCAUCAUGGCCUUCCAGAGGGUGAACUGGCAGAAGCUCGGCCCCUGGGCUCUAAACCUGGAGAAUCUGUGCCACGACUUCCAUCAGCCGGCCUCGGACCGGGCCCACGGGAGCGUGGCCGACGACUCGGAGGAGAGGACGCCGUCCAAACGCCUGGCUCAGCUGGGACGCUCGCACAGCAUGGGGAGUCAGAGGGACACCUGCAGCUGGAAACGGCUGUCCAACACCACAGAGUACAGACAGAGGGGCUCCCCCGAGAGCGACCUGGAGGAGGACAUCACAGACUGAGACGCUUCCUGUGGACAUGCAGGGGCGGGACGUCAUGACAACCGACGACAAGAUACAGAGCAGAUGAUUCUACAGGAUAGGCCCCCUAAAAAAACCUUGCAAAGUGUUGGUUCAGCUCAUUGUUUUAACAGUUUUUAUUUGUAGUUUUUAGGAAAUAUUUAAAUAGCGUUUAAAGGUUUUUGUUGGUGUUGGGCGUUCCUUUGACCUGAUCACAUCUAAAAUCCUUUUUCCUGUUUUGUGUCCCCACAUACGGGAACAAUCCCCUAAGCUGUGACUUUAUUUUUCCGGUUUCAGGAGUGACCCAAAGGCUACAGGAGCUUCAAAAUAAGCGUUUCCACUGUUUCAUCUUAGCACUGCCAAAGGAUUUUCUUUCUUUCCACAAACAAUAUAGCAAGGUGAACCAGGACUUCUCCAGCCACUGGAAACAAAUUCCAGUCCGAAUAGAAGCAACUGGUCGGAAAAUCCCAUCCAAACUUUUUUCGAUCAGCUCUAGAACUUGCACUGACAUCAACACUCUUCGGCGUGAAAGCUAUCACUGAAUGAAGAAGACGCAAUCUUAACUGUUAUUAGUUUCCGGUCCAUGGACGGGGAGUAGAGAUACAAACACUGUCAUCUUUUGCAACAUUCAUAAAAGAUAAUGGCAAAUCAUGAGGAGGGAAGAAUUUACUACAACAGCGUAUUAGGGCUGUUGUAGAUGGAGAGAGAGAAAAAAACACAUUUCUGCCAAAAAUCUCGGGAAUUUUUAGAUUAAUCUCAGAAAUGUUCUAGAAAGACGAGGAAAUUUCUGAAUUCCAAAUGUCUAAAAUUUGAGAGAGAAAAACCCAAGUUUUGAGAUUAAUCUCGGAACAUUGAUUGGAAAAACAAGGAAAAUUCUGAGUUUGGAAAGCCAAACAUUUUCUACUUUUUGAAACUCAAAAUUUCCAAGUUUUUUCUUUUCUCAAAAUUGCAGUUUUUUUCUGGGAAAUUUUAAACUUUAGAAUUUUUUUAUUUUAUUUAUUCAUUUAUUUAUUUUAGAAAAAUUCUGCAAUUAAUCUGUAAUGUCUUUUGGCAGAUAUUUACUAUUUUUUUCCCAUCUACAAUGGCCACAUGUAUUUAGACGAGUGUUUGGUAAAGUUUCAGAAGUAAACACCGAGUUGCAUCAACACUUUUGAAGGUUUAAAAACUUACUUUAAACAUCAAAUCUUGAGAAGUUUUUUUGUUGUUUUUUUUUUUAGUUCAAUCACCCCUGAAUGUAGCCAACAUGCCUGCAUUCAGCACUGCUGCUCUUAGCCGUCAUCUCUUCAUCGUGAACACAGUUCCAGGUCUUUCUCUUCACCUUAUCCUGGCUGCGGUAGAACUGUGGGCUUCAUAUUGAGCUAGAUCUGCCUAGAAAAUGCACAACAGCAUUACCCACAAUCCCGUUUGGUUCAGAAAUGACGCACCAACAGGGUUUAUUGUACAGGUACAGUCAGUGGAAAUGUCUCCCGCCUGGUUCGCAGUGGUUUAGUGGAAAUGGCGUCCAGUCAAAGUGUUGUGAAAGCGGCCAACGUUCUCCUGUGACUCGUGAAAUCCUCCAGUAACAGAUAGGUGGAUCGCCAUGGUUUUGUUUUGUCUUUUUUGUAAAGAGCUGUAUAUGCGUGUCACAUCUCUUUAAAAAUGUGAUCCUCAUGUUUUCAUUUCUGGGAACACGGUUUGGUUUGCAGCUUUGUGAUACCGUCUGUGUUUCAGCUAACACAGAUGUGAUGAAGGAAGCCUGUUCACGUGGAUUCUUGUAGUUAUUCAUUUUACAAUAAAAUCAGAUUUUUUUUUAAAUAA
Molecule: messenger RNA, 3734 nt
Organism: Gambusia affinis (western mosquitofish)
Lineage: Eukaryota; Metazoa; Chordata; Actinopteri; Cyprinodontiformes; Poeciliidae
Product: basic immunoglobulin-like variable motif-containing protein
Exons: 10
Coding region: 414-1940 (508 amino acids)
Biological process (GO): nucleotide-excision repair
Cellular component (GO): nucleus
Molecular function (GO): single-stranded DNA binding; DNA endonuclease activity
Source: RefSeq, a predicted model, not a curated record